Messenger RNA from Chaetomium globosum CBS 148.51, 1719 nucleotides. RefSeq lists its product as uncharacterized. Gene Ontology annotation, cellular component: cytosol. The record is from RefSeq and is a predicted model, not a curated record. Gene Ontology annotation, biological process: xylulose metabolic process; D-xylose metabolic process. The transcript has 3 exons. Gene Ontology annotation, molecular function: D-xylulokinase activity. NCBI's taxonomy places the organism in Eukaryota, Fungi, Ascomycota, Sordariomycetes, Sordariales, Chaetomiaceae. Bases 1 to 1719 code for a protein of 572 amino acids.
AUGAGUGACGGACCCCUGUACCUGGGGUUCGACCUCUCGACCCAGCAGCUGAAGGCAAUUGUCGUACAGUCCGAUCUCAACGUUGUCGCGGACGCCAAAGUCGACUUCGACCAAGACUUCGCUUCCAAGUACAAGGUCAAGAAGGGCGUGCUCGUCAAUGAGGAUGAGGGCGAGGUGUUUGCCCCCGUAGCCAUGUGGCUAGAGUCCCUCGACCUAGUUCUGCAGCGGUUGCAGGAGAAGAAGACGCCCCUGAACCGGAUUCGGGGCAUCAGCGGCUCCUGCCAGCAACACGGCAGUGUCUACUGGGGUCGCCAGGCCGAGUCGCUGCUCGGUAGUCUGAAGUCGGACAGGCCGCUAGUCGACCAACUAAAGGAGGCAUUCUCGCACCCGUACGCCCCGAAUUGGCAGGACCACAGCACACAGCAGGAAUGCGACCAGUUCGAUGCGAAGCUGGGGUCUGCGGACCGUUUGGCUGAGGUUACGGGGAGUGCUGCGCAUCAUAUAAUGCGCCUCCGGCGAAAGCUCCCGGACAUGUACGCCAACACAUCCCGCAUCUCCCUCGCCUCGUCCUUCCUCGCCUCCCUCUUCCUCGGCGCCGUGGCGCCCAUGGACAUCAGCGACGUCUGCGGCAUGAACCUCUGGGACAUCGCCGGCAACGACUGGUCCGAGCCGCUCCUCGAGCUCACGGCCGGCAAGGACGGCGUGGCAGACCUGCGCAGCAAGCUGGGCGAGGUCCGGAAAGACGGCGGCGGCAGCAUGGGCCGGAUCAGCAGCUACUUCACCUCGCGGUACAACUUCAGCCCCGACUGCGAGGUCGCGCCCUUCACGGGCGACAACCCGGCGACAAUCCUGGCGCUGCCGCUCCGCCCGCUCGACGCCAUCGUCAGCCUGGGCACCAGCACCACCUUCCUCAUGAGCACCCCCGUCUACAAGCCGGACCCGAGCUACCACUUCUUCAACCACCCGACCACCCCGGGCCAGCACAUGUUCAUGCUGUGCUACAAGAACGGCGGCCUGGCCCGCGAGAAGGUGCGCGACGCGCUGCCCCCGUCUUCCGCCACAACCGACAACAACAACGACCCCUGGGCAACCUUCAACCAGCACGCGCUGGCGACCCCCCCACUCGACGUGCGCUCGGACUCGGACCGCGCCAAGCUCGGCCUGUACUUCUACCUGCCCGAGAUCGUGCCCAACAUCCGCGCGGGCACCUGGCGCUACACGUGCGACGCGGCCACGGGCGGCGCGCUGCGGGAGCAGGACCCGCCCGGCUGGGCGCCCGAGACGGACGCCCGCGUCAUCGUCGAGUCCCAGGCCCUGUCCAUGCGCCUGCGCAGCCAGAACCUGGUCAGCCCGCCCGGCGGCGGCGGUGGCCAGCUGCCCGCGCAGCCGCGCCGCAUCUACCUGGUCGGCGGCGGGUCGCACAACCCGGCCAUCGCGCGCAUCGUGGGCGACGUGCUGGGCGGGGCGGAUGGCGUGUACAAGCUGGACGUGGGCGGCAAUGCCUGCGCGCUGGGCGGCGCGUACAAGGCCGUGUGGGCGUUUGAGCGGGCCGAGGGCGAGACGUUUGAUGAGCUGAUUGGGAAGCGCUGGAAGGAGGAGGGGGCGAUUCAGAAGGUGGAUGAUGGGUAUCGCGAUGGGGUGUUCCAGAAGUAUGGGAAUGUGCUGGCGGCGUUUGAGGAGAUGGAGGAGAGGAUUUUGAAGGUGGCGAAGAAUACCUGA